AUGCUUGUGCUCUAUUAUUGUGCUUGUUGUUAUAUACUUUAGAGAUAAGAGAAGAAAAAUAAUUUGAUUAUUUAAUUUAUUAAUUUAUAACAAACAUAUAUGAAGGCAGAUAGUUUUUAAACUAAAUUCCUAGCACAAUAGAUUAAGAAUAAAAUAGAUCCCAAAAACUAUUACUCCUCUUUUAAUCUUGGAACCAGCGUCUUCACUUCUAAAAUGAAAUCAGAAGAGUCAAUUGAUAAAAAGCUAUCUGUUAGUUAACCCAUGUCUCCUAGUUAUUUAAAAGCCAUGAGGGCCUUGUAGGAUAGAAUAAGAACUCUAGAGGGAGAGAAUGGCAUUCUCAAUGAGUAAAUCAAUAUAUCGUAAAAUUAUUGUACAACUGCUCAUGUAAAAAGUAAAUAAAGAAAUAAAGUCGAGAAACUAUUAAGUACUAUGACAAAGAAUGAUGUAUUUCAAAAAGAUAAAACUGAUGAAAAAGAUUAAAAAAUUAAGGAACUUGACAAGAAAUUGAAAUAAUCAGAAAUUGAGAAUGAGGAUAAGAUAGCCUACAUUCAUCCUGAUUAUAAAUUUUAAAUUAGUUAGAAUGAGUCAAAGAUUCGAGAAUUAGCAGAAGAGAUUAAUAAUAUAUAACAAUAAUUAAAUUUGAAUUUAGAUACAAAUGAGAGUUAUAAAAAAAAGAUCACUUAAUUAAAUUAAUAAUUGCAAAAGGAAAAAUAGAUUACUCUAAAUUAUCAAUUACAAUUAGAUACAUUUGUGAAAAGCAGCAAAUAAUGGAAUGAGAGUAUGUCCAAAAUGAAUCAAGACAUUAAAUUAUACAAAGAAUAAAUCCAAGAAUUGUAACAAUAUUUGGAUUGGUAUACUACUCAAUAUCCUGUUGAUAAAUUCUAAUUUAUGGAAUUGGAAAUUAAAUAAUUAUAAACUAAAAAUGCUGAUCUAGUCAACUAAUUGGAUUAGCAAAGAUUAUAAAAUUCACAAUUAAUCUCUGAUAUUUAAUUGCUGAAACUACAAUAUGAAAGAAUAGAAUCUCAAAAACAUAAAUAAAUAGAACAAUUAAAUGCCAAAAUCUUUGAAUUAUAAUUAUUAGUGUAAAGACAGGAAUCCAAAGAUUAAUAGUAAUAAACUUCGAAUAAAAAAUAAGUCAAAAAGUUUUCCAUUACUCAAGUUACAUAAGUGCCUACUUCUGAACAAGAGUAAAUUAAAUAAACAACUGAUGAUGAUACUAGCUUCGUAAUUGUUAAAAAGAAUAAUGAAGAUACUCAAGAUUAUGAGAAUAUAUCAAGAUAGAUAAUCAAAUUGGAACUGAUGUUGGAGGAACUUGACUAGAAAUAUGAUUAAAUUGUAAAACAAGCUUAAAUCGAGACAGAUAUGAGGGUGAAGUAAACAUUGAGAUAAGAACUUAUAUAAAUCUUGGCAUAAAUAAAGGAUAUAAACUAAUAAAUUAAUGUAUUGAUUUCCUAGUAAAAAUCUUUGAAAACUAAAUUAUGA
This is a messenger RNA of Paramecium tetraurelia, 1482 nucleotides long. RefSeq lists its product as uncharacterized. The record is from RefSeq and is a predicted model, not a curated record. NCBI's taxonomy places the organism in Eukaryota, Ciliophora, Oligohymenophorea, Peniculida, Parameciidae. The transcript has 4 exons.